This is a messenger RNA of Mya arenaria, 2343 nucleotides long. RefSeq lists its product as uncharacterized. The record is from RefSeq and is a predicted model, not a curated record. Bases 128 to 949 code for a protein of 273 amino acids. The transcript is spliced from 2 exons. NCBI's taxonomy places the organism in Eukaryota, Metazoa, Mollusca, Bivalvia, Myida, Myidae.
AUUUGCAGGUCCGCUGAAUGGGAGGUUGUAUUUCGUGUAUAUAAAUAACUAUGAUCGUUUCUUCUCAAAUCGAUGUGAAAUAAGAGUAUAACAGGACAUUAAAAACAGAAAUAUUCGAGAAGCUAAAAUGGUGCAUACAGAUCUGGCAAUGGCCGUGUUAUUGUUAGGAAUCGUUUACAGAACACAGGCAGGUUUCAACGAAAACGCAAAAACGAAAGUCGAAAUAACCACCACGCCAAGACCUUGUUCAAAUAAGAGGACAAAGACCGGCGUGCUGGACGUAUAUGAGGAGUGGGUUAAGGGAAAGGGCUGGAUUCUGAGAAGGUGUCCACAUGGUUUCCUUUAUAAGCCAAAAGACUGUGACUGUACGUCGCGAGUGGUGUUACAGAGGAAUUGCAAGCCUGACCUCUUCCUUUCUUUUGAAAACGGCGUUAAUGACCAGUCCCCUAUUGUCAAUGAAAUUCAAAGUAAAAAUGUAGAAGUAAUUGAUGGCAAGGCAAUAUUUAAAGCCGAAAGGGGGAGUCAACUUAUCAUUCCACGUUACAAGAACUUCUGCAUUUCGAGUCUUACCAUAAACGUGAAGUACUUUUCUGAACACAAACGCCUCCCACAGACCCAGGCAAUCAUAUCGAACAGCGACUGUGGAAUCGCCCCUUCCAUUGUGUUGUCUGAAGACAGCGCUUAUAUAUACUUCACAGUAGCAACCGACAUGGGAGAGAGAAUAUUAGCCGUCCACCAGCCAUCAUAUACCAACGAUAAGGAUAUUGUACUUACGUAUCACAAUGGCAUUCUUUCUGGUACGGUUAACGACCUCAAGAAAACCCUGGAAAUAAAUGGCAGUGGCAUCAAUCAGGUCCUCUGUGCCCUUCAUGUUGGCAGCGCGCACGAGGACCGUGGACUUAACUUCACUGGAGAAAUCGACGAGCUAAGCCUGUAUCUGUGUGUGUAGUACAUGAUUACCUUCAUAAUAUUUUUUCCGCAUUGAUGCAAUAUUUUUUGUUAAUUUCAUUCAGAAUUGAAUGACCAAUUUCUUAGCUGACCAAUAGGGAAACUCGAUACUGCCGUAUUGAUAAGUUACUGACCAAUUCCUCAGCUGACCAAUGUAACAUAUAUGAAAACUUGACUCUGAUGCAUUGUAAAAUUAGUGUCAAUUUACAUAGUGAUUUAACAAAUAUGUUAUUGAAACUUAUUUUCAAUAUAAGUAACCAUAUGUCCCGAGAAUUGUUACUAAAUAUAAAAAUGGGAACCAAAAUAAAAAAAAAGUAUUGUUACAGACCAGAGCAAUAUAAUUUAAACUUACUUGUCUCUUAAACUUACUUAAUGAGCCGGUAAUUAUUACUAAUUAUUAGAGAGGAGUUCUUAUUUCUUAGCUGACCAAUGCAAAAUAUAGGGAAACUCGAUAUUGGAGAAUUUGUUUUGUUUCUAUAUGGUCAAUAAACUUCACGGUUCAUUGCAUAGUGCUGACCAAUGUAACAUAUAGGGAAACUCUAUAGUGAAAAGUUACAGACCGAUUUCUUAGCUGACCAAUGUAACGUAUAUGGAAACCCGAUAUUGAAAAGUUACUGACCAAUUUCUUAGCUGACCAAUGUAACAUAUAGGGAAACUUGACUAUGAUACAUUGUAAAGUUACUGACCAAAUAUUUACAUUUAUAUUUGUAUUUAAGUAAUAUGUCAUGCACAAUUACUUUUAUUUUUAACUUAAUGUCCCGAGAAUUUGUACUAAAUACAAGAAAAGAAUACCAAGAUUUAAGAAUUUGUUACAGACCAAUUAUUAUCAAAUUAAUUUAGCUAUGUAAUUGAAACUUACUUGUCUUUUUAACUUACUUAAUAAGCCGAUUAUAAUUACUAAAUAUCAGAGAGGAAUUCUUAUUUUUUAGCUGACCAAUGCAAAGUAUAGGGAAACUCGAUAUUGGAGAAUUUGUUCUGAUUUUAUAUGGUCAGUAAACUUUACGGUUCAUUGCAUAGUGCUGACCAAUGUAACAUAUGACUAUUUUGCCCAAAAAGUGACUUGUUUGCAUAGUGAAAACAGGUUUAUCAUACUCAAACAAAGUUGCAAUAUUAAAAACCAGUGACAUCAAUAUCUGAGUUGUUGUUCUUUUGCUUUCAAUGGUUUAUACAAAUGAACUAGUUCAUGUAUAUGGAAAUGUACUUUACUUUAAACCCAUUGACAGCAGUGCUUGUGCAAGAACUGUUACUUUGGUUUGCCUUAUUUAUGUCUUUUCCCGAGUAAGCAAGAGACAUAUUGAUUAAGUGCUUUCUGUCUGUCCCAAAAAUUUUGUCCCCUGUAAAACUUAUUGUUGUACUGAAACCUGGAAGAAGUGUUUAAAAUAAACUGUAAUUGUG